AUGAAUAAUAAAAACUUAACGGAUUUGGAUUUAAAAAAAGUUCAUUUGAUUAUGAGUAAAAUUGAAUUCAUUUUUAUAGAGUUAAAGCACAUUUUAUGGAUGAUAAAAUUUAAGGAGAAGGAAUUCUUAAUACUAAGAAAGGAGAUUAAUAUAAAGGAGAAUUUUAUGAAAAUAAGAAGCAUGGCCAUGGAGAGUUUCAUACAAAAAAAGGAGAUAGGUGAAUAUUGGAAAGAUAAAAGAUAAGGAAGAGGUACUUAUUUCUUUCCUAUUGGUGAUAUGUAAAUUUACAUUUUAUUUAAUUUUAAUUAUAAUGGUUAAUUUUAAGAUGAUUAAAUGCAUGGUAAAGGAGAACUCAAAAUAUAGAAUACUGGAGAUAUAUAUACUGGUUCAUUUAAAAAUAACAAAAAAGAAGGAGAUUUUGAAAUCAAACAUUCCAAUGGAUAGAUUGCUAAAGUUACCUUUAAAAAUGAUUAAUUAAUAGGAAAUGUAAAAUCAAUUAUCUAAAAAGCAAUAAAAGGAUCUAUAUUUCAUGAUAGAAAACAAUGA
Molecule: messenger RNA, 546 nt
Organism: Paramecium tetraurelia
Lineage: Eukaryota; Ciliophora; Oligohymenophorea; Peniculida; Parameciidae
Exons: 5
Cellular component (GO): cytosol
Source: RefSeq, a predicted model, not a curated record